Linum trigynum is the source of this 650-nucleotide messenger RNA. Lineage: Eukaryota; Viridiplantae; Streptophyta; Magnoliopsida; Malpighiales; Linaceae. The record is from the annotation of a GenBank genome assembly.
UAAUAUGUAUCUCGUCAAAUACAGUGAAACCGCUUUCUGUGGGUGUUUCGAUGGUUUGUACUGUUGCAGGUGUGACGUCAUGGGAUUCAGGCGAGUCGAGAUCAGUGGAACCCUACUCGGAGAAGAAGGAUGUUGCUGCUCCUACCGCCGUGGCGGCGCCUGAUGAUAAUAAUGGUUCGAAGGGCAAGCGGAUAAACGACGCCGCCAUCUCCAGAACCAGAGGAGGAGGAGGAAUCUCGCCGGCGGCGGCUGCUGCGACCUUACGGCCUUUUUCUAAUAAGUACUACCCUGAUUGCAAAGAUAACCUCGGCCGCGCGCUCUGUAAUGCAGAUUAUGAUUGCGACCUAUUCAUGCCGUGCGACACAGGGACCAAAUGUGUGAAAGGAUGCUGCUACUGUAACUAGUUUUGCUCUGCUGGGAGAAUCGUAAUCCGAAUUGGUCGCCAUGGCAUCAACGAAUCGACAGGAAAAAGAAAAGAAGAAAAAAACAUGGUUUUCGUACUCGGAGAGAAGCACAAGGUAUCUGGACGGAUUUGCACUCGUUCUGAAGAUUGGGACCCAUUCUGUACUUUUGUUUCCUUUUUAUAAUGGAAAAUGGUGUGCUUAAAAGAAAUCCCGAACUUUAUAUAUUAAUGAAUGUAGAGGUCUUCA